CUGCGUUUGUAGUUAGACUCAAGUCAGAGCGGAGGAGAGAGAGAAAGGGGAGGUUCAAGGGAGUUGUUUAAAGUCUUAUCAUCGGAACGGGGGGACCUUGCGCUCAAAUGCGUCUUAUGACACCGAAAUGUAUCUUCUGCACACUCAGUUCAUUGCUCCAAGGGGAAGUGACAUGCAUCCGGUUUGGCAUCACCCCAUGCUGCUUGGAUAAACAAAUUGACAAACGCACUUUGCGCGAGGCGGUCGACGGGACGAGAGAGUGCAGUAAAAGUGCAAUUUAAUUGCUCCAAAAGUGGGGGGAGGGGAGACGGGGGGAUAAAACGGGGUUGAGGAGGGGUUGAACCAAGGACGGCUGCGUGGAAGGCUGUUCCUGUUAAUCACAGAUUGGUCCUUAUAAACAGGUAGAGUCACGGAGAAGAAGACACAUCGUUCAACUCAACGCAAACUAUCGGAUUAGCCAGUGAUACCAAACAUGAAGCCAAACAUCAUGUGGAUGUACAACGCAAUCCUGUGUCUCCUGCUCGCCGUGAAUGCAGAGAGAAGGGGGAAGGGGAGGCAGGGGACCCUCCAGAGGUACCAGAAGAGUGACGACACGGCCCUCCUGUGUCCCGGCUGCCCCCCGGCCGUCCUGGUGAAGAACACCUCCUCCAGGGAGAACUGUGCCCGCAAGUGCAGCCGCAACAGGAAGUCCCUGACCUGCAGAGGGUUCUCCUUCGAAAACCAUACAGGGAAAUGUUUCCUUCUUCCUUACGACCGCUACAGCGCUGGAGCCAUCAAGGAACACAAGGCAAACACUGACCUUUACGAGAAGAAAGAUUACGUGAGGGAUUGUAUUCUCGGUUCGGGGGAGAACUACAGAGGAGGACUCGCUGAGACCAAGAGCAACAUCUCCUGUCAAGCCUGGGCAACCCAGUACCCUCACGAACCCCGUCUUAAAUUCCAGAAGGCGAAGAGAGGCAAAGACUUGAGGGAGAACUUCUGUCGUAACCCUGACAACCACAGCAGCGGGCCGUGGUGCUACACUGUGGAUCCUAAGAUCAGAUUCGAGUCAUGUGGUCUUCCACAGUGCUCUGAUGUGGAGUGCGUGCGCUGUAACGGGGAGGACUACCAGGGGCCCAUGGACCACACCGAGACCGGGAAAGAGUGCCAGAGAUGGGACGCCAUGAAGCCCCACAGACACCCCUACCUCCCCAAGAAGUAUCCUGACAAAGGUCUGAACGACAACUACUGUCGCAACCCUGACGGCCGUGAGCGUCCCUGGUGCUUCACCAUGGAGACGAGCAGGACGUGGGAGUACUGCAACAUCACCGCCUGUGACCCAGGAAAUGACAUCUACUCGGACAUGACAACAUCCUGUUUCCAGGACCAGGGCCUGAGUUAUGGAGGCACGGUCAACAUCACCUCUAAAGGAGUCACGUGUCAACGCUGGGACUCCCAGUUUCCCCACAACCACUCCUACAGCCCACAGAACUACAAGUGCAAAGACCUCAGAGAGAAUUACUGCCGUAACCCGGACGGCUCUGACCUCCCCUGGUGCUUCACUUCAGACCCGAGCCAGCGGCGGGCCUACUGCACCAACAUCCCCAGGUGUGAAGUGAAGACGGCAGACUCCGAAGAGUGUUACGAGGACAAUGGGGAGAACUACAGAGGCAAUCUGUCCAAGACCAGAUCUGGAAUUCCUUGUGCGAUGUGGUCGGAUCAUUCAAACAGUGGGGACCCUCAUUCUGCAGAACCCAGGGUGGGCCUGGAGAGGAACCUGUGCAGGAACCCAGACAGGGACAAACACGGGCCCUGGUGCUACACUACUGACCCCUCUGUUCCCUGGGAUUACUGCCGGCUUAAACGCUGUAAAGAUGCAUCUCCAAGGGCAACACAUCAAAGAAGUAUUGCUUCCAACCCAUCAUGUUUCAUGCACAAAACCACCAGAAUAGUUGGAGGCACUGCAGUGCACCUGGCUCAGGAUGGGAGCUGGGUGGUAAGCCUCCAGAAAGGGAACAGGCACUGGUGUGGGGGCUCUCUCAUCAGGGAGGAGUGGGUCCUGACUGACCAGCAGUGCUUCUCCUCAUGUGUCCCUGACCUGAGUGAGUACAGCGUCCAGGUGGGCUUGCUCCACCUAAACUCCUCCUUCUCCCACCCCCGCCUCCACAUCGCCCACGUGGUCUGCGGUCCGGAGGGCUCCAACCUGGCUAUGCUCAAACUGACCCAACCAGCUCCUCUGUCGGAACACGCCUUCACCAUCCCUCUCCCACUAGCCGGCUGUAGGGUCACGGAAGGCACCAACUGCGUCAUGUACGGAUGGGGGGAGACCAAAGGUACAGGAUACGAGGAAUCCCUGAAAGCUGUGAGUUUGCCCAUGGUCAGCAACGAACACUGCUCUGAACUUCACGAGGGAAGUCUGGCCAUCACCGAGAACAGGGUCUGUGCAGGAGGACGGAAAGACCAAGGAGUGUGCGAUAAGGACUACGGAGGCCCGCUGGUGUGCCAGGAGCAGGAACGGAAGGUCAUCGUAGGCGUGAGCAUCCACGGGCGCGGCUGUGCGCUCGCCCGGCGCCCCGCCGUGUUUGUCAACGUGGCCUUCUACUCUGAGUGGAUCCGCAAAGUGUACAGGACCGAACCGAAGCCUUCAGGAGGAACGGUGGCAAGCGGCCAGAGAUGAAGUUCCAACAGAAAUGUAUAACAAGACCGUUGGGGGAUGUAAGAAAGAGGAAAAUUAUUUUAUGGGAAGCAGACAUUUUGUGGUAGGACAUGUCCUCUGAGGAGCUGGGAGAAGUUAAGGGAUAUUCUACGGGGUCUGGAUACGAGGAAACGUCCGGAACCGCUGUACAGGAUGCAAAGAAGAAAUGUUUUGCGAUAUGCUGCGAAAGAACAAUUACACGUUAGCUUGAAUUAAAUUUUCAAAAAGUCAUUUCUGGUACUUUUUUGGUACAGUUGGUUUGCCUUUCGAGUGAAAUGUUUGAAAAGAAAAACACUAAAACCAAACUAGAGAGACAACUCUCACCCAAACAAUAGGAAAGGGAACUUUGACUAAGUGUCUCCUGGAAAAUACUUGAAGUUGCAGAGCGACUUUUCUUUUGUACAUAACUGCAGAUUUAUAUGGUCAGAUUCAAAACCAAAUGCAUUUGUACGAUCCCUAGGGGUUCAUAGGUGGCUUAAAGUCGCUAUCAUCCUCCAGCUACUGUUCUACAUACAAGUGUGAAAGCUUGUGGUUAUGGCUAUUAGCGUACAUGGCUAACAUGGGUGUUAGCCAGAGGUACAUAGCAAGCCCGCACUGGGCUUCUCCCUAGAAAACAGUAAGAGUUUUUCUGGUGGUGAGGUAUAAUGAGAACAGUAGACUAACUGUUCCCUAGCUAACGCUAACUGAUACUUAGCCAAACGUUUCUUGGCUAACUUGUCUCCAGUUUGGAGGGAACUACAGCCCCUGGUGGGCUUGGUGUGUUCAGUAGGACGUUUAGACGUUUUGUGUGGAGUGAGUUUUUUUUUUUUUACCGCAGAUUUAUUGGGUGUGUUUCUGGCACUCUGGAUCAUUUUAUAGGUCUUAUAGAUCUUGAAUGUUUUUGGCGGGCGUAACAACAUCUGAGGGGCUUCUUUCUCCCUCUGGUUGUGUUUCAUAUUUAAACGGAUCAGCAGUUUGUACGUACAGUAUUUAUUUUUUUCACUUUUGGCUCGGUGAGAAAGCGCCAGCAAUUCAACACGACAAAGGACACACAUCGCAUGGAGGUCAGGCCCAAGCAGACACGCCACUUUGUCAGUCAGAGUUUGAGUGUAAUAUUGAACAAAAAACGGGGACCUUCAGAACCAAACAUAUCAUUUUACACUUGUACUUUCAAUUACUUUUAUAUCCUCUACAAGUACUUUGCACUGUCUUCAGGUCAGGCAGCAGAUGUGUCACCCUAAAACACAAACUUCAUAAUGUUCAUUAAACUUCUUGUAAAAUUCGUAGUAACUGUUUUUAUUGGUCAGAAAUGAUCCAGCAAAUACUUUAUUCUCCAUAGAUUAAGUCCCAUCUCCCAACCCAUGUCCAAUGUGGAUAGAAAUGUUUGCUGUGAUUGUAGUUUGGUGUAAAUAGUAUGUAAAGUACUGUAUGUAAAAUACAGUAUCUGUUUGUUUUUUUACUUAUAUUCAGUCAUUCUGUUCAUUUAUACUGUCAAAAUUAUAACAGCUGCUAUUUUAAUAAUUCUCUUGAUUUGUUUCUAUGUACUAUGCAUUUUGUAAAAUUCCUACCCUUUAUAAUCACAUUUUGAUAUUAAAUUAACAAUUUAACUU
This is a messenger RNA of Hypomesus transpacificus, 4263 nucleotides long. It is a transcript of the gene hgfa, whose product is annotated as hepatocyte growth factor a. Gene Ontology annotation, molecular function: serine-type endopeptidase activity; signaling receptor binding. Gene Ontology annotation, biological process: proteolysis. Lineage: Eukaryota; Metazoa; Chordata; Actinopteri; Osmeriformes; Osmeridae. Bases 473 to 2656 code for a protein of 727 amino acids. The transcript has 18 exons. The record is from RefSeq and is a predicted model, not a curated record. Gene Ontology annotation, cellular component: extrinsic component of plasma membrane.